CUCUUACAGCAGGCAUGAUGGCGGAAAUACUGUAGUAGACUUUUCGGGACGAGCAGGAAAAGUGUAUUACCCACCCUCGUUUAUCCCAUUGUAAAUAGUUAUUUAUUUAUUUAGAGAAAUCUUUUUUUGUUUCCCACCACCACAACGCCAUGACACGCUGGGUUCCCACCAAGAAAGAGAAGUACGGUGUGGCGAUCUACAAUUACGAUCCCCACGGUGAACUGGAACUAUGUUUACAAGUUGGGGAUACUGUGCACAUACUAGAGAAACUGGAAGGCUGGUAUCGGGGAUACACACUACGAGAGAAAUCACAUAAGGGAAUUUUUCCAUCUUCGUACAUCCACUUAAAGGAAGCUUCCGUUGAGGGGAUAGGCCAGCAGGAAAUAAUUAUUCCAGCAGAUUUACCACUGGUGCAGGAGCUCGGGGCUACUCUGAGGGAAUGGGCACAGAUAUGGCACAAGCUCUUUGUGGCAAACAAAGCCUCCCUGUUCAAGAGUGUUCAGCAGAUGGCCUAUAGUCUUAUAGAAUAUCGAUCACAGAUAGUGUCAGGAACACUACCGAAAGAUGACCUUGUAGAACUCAAAAAGAAAGUCACUGCCAAGAUUGACUAUGGAAACCGGAUUCUGGGCUUGGAUCUGGUGGUGCGAGAUGAAGCAGGAAACACACUGGAUCCAGACUUUACAAGCACUGUCAGUCUGUUCCGUGCUCAUGAGACUGCAUCCCGUAGCGUUGAUGACAGGAUACAAGAGGAGAAGACACGGUUACAAAAUCAGCACAUGAGGCGCCAGGCUCUGUUCAGUUCUGUUCAUACUUACAGUCUCCUCAUGAACCUGAAAAACUUUGUAUGCAACAUUGGAGAAGAUGCUGAGCUGUUAAUGUCUCUUUAUGACCCUGAUCAGUCAGAAUUUAUCAGUGAGAACUUCCUGGUGCGGUGGGGCAGUACGGGGAUGCCUAAAGAAAUUGAAAAACUCAACAACUUACCAGCACUCUUCACGGAGCUUAGCAGAAGUGACCUGAUGAGGCAGCGUCUCUACCUAGUGUGUCAGAUCAUCAGAGUUGGAAGCAUGGAACUCAAAGAGGGGAAGAAACAAACAGGUGGACUAAGGAGACCAUUUGGUGUGGCUGUGAUGGAUGUAACAGAUAUCGCUCAUGGCAAAACAGAUGAUGAGGACAAACAGCAUUUCAUCCCUUUUCAGCAGAUAGCAAUGGAGACCUACAUCCGUCAGAGGCAGCUCAUCAUAUCUCCCCUCAUCCCAUCUCGAGUCAUAGGAGAGAAUGAGCCACUCACUGCUGUUUUUAACAAAGUCAUUGCCACGAGGGAGGUCAACCACAAAGGCCAGGGCUUGUUUGUGACCCUCAAACUGCUCCCAGGGGAUCUUGCACAGGUCAGGAAGGACUAUCCACAUUUUUUGGACCGUAGCACAGCGAUCGUCAGAAAAAUGGGCUUCCCAGAAAUCAUCCUCCCAGGUAACGUGAGGAAUGAUAUUUAUGUAACCUUGCUGCAAGGAGAAUUUGACCGUGGUAAAAAGAAGACGCCCAAGAAUGUGGAGGUCAUACUGAGCGUGCAUGAUGAUGAAGGCAAUGCCAUGGAGAAGGCCAUAUUUCCUGGGGCUGGUUAUGAUGGUAUUACAGAGUACAAGUCUGUCAUAUACUACCAAGUGAAGCAACCCUGUUGGAAUGAAACAGUGAAGGUAACAAUUCCCAUUGAAGACGUGUGCCGCUGUCACCUGAGGGUGAUGUUUCGACAUAGAUCCUCCCAGGACUCUAGGGACAAAUCAGAAAAACCCUUUGGAAUGGCAUUUGUCCGCCUAAUGAGAGGAGAUGGAACGACACUCAGGGACGGAAAACACGAACCCAUCGUCUAUAAGGUUGAUGUGAAAAGGGCAGAUGAUGCAAAGGUUUAUCUGACCUUGCCAGGGACCUGGGCUGAAGUGAAGGAGAAGGAGAAACAAACAGGGAAGCAGUUCCACCAUUCAGGAACGAUCCCUGUCACUAAGGACAGCUUUCAGAUUUCCACACUUACUUGCUCCACGAAACUCACUCAGAACGUUGAUCUACUCGGCCUGUUGAACUGGCGGUCUAACCCAGAUGAUCUUGACCAGAUACUGCAGAGGCUAAUGGAGGUGGAAGGCGGAGAGAUUGUUAAAUUUCUCCAGGAUACUCUUGAUGCUCUGUUCAACAUCAUGAUGGAGACUUCAGAAAAGGACACCUAUGACACACUGGUGUUCAACGCCUUGGUUUUUAUUAUCACGCUGAUUGGUGACAUCAAAUUCCAGCACUUUAACCCAGUCCUUGAAACCUACAUUAACAAGCACUUCAGUGCCACUUUGGCUUAUAUGAAGCUUACCAAGGUGCUCAACCACUAUGUGGGUCAUGCGGAGGAGCCUGUCCUUACUGAGAAUCUCUAUGCGGCACUCAAGGCUCUCAAGUAUUUGUUCAGGUUUAUUGUCCAAUCUCGGAUCCUCUACCUAAGGUUCUAUGGAAACAGUGAAGACGGGGAUGCUUUCUUCAACUCAAUUCGCUCUCUGUUCCUGUCUUUUAACACUCUCAUGGACAGACCGCUUGACGAAGGAGUGAAAAUAAAGGGAGCAAUAUUGAAAUAUCUCCCCAGCAUCAUUAAUGACAUCCAGUCUGUGUUUGAUCCUGUGGAGUUAAGCAUUCUGCUCUCAAAGUUUAUUGAGAGCAUUCCCGACUCUCAGCUUGUGCGUCAAAAGCUAGGCUGUAUGUGCAAAAUGGUGGAGAGUGACCUUUUCAUGCAGCCAGAUUGUCGAGAUGUGCUUCUGCCACUUGUCAAUGACCAGCUGAGUGGACAGCUGGAUGAUCACUCCAGUAAACCCGACUAUGAGGCUUGUGUUCAACUGCUUAGCACUGUGUUGGACAUCGUGGAUCGCAAGGAUGUGGGUCCAACCAGGGGACACGUUCAGAUGAUAAUGGAGCGCCUACUUCGCAGGGUCAAUCGCACUGUCAUAGGCAUGGACAGAUCAUCCCCCCUCAUUGGCCACUAUUUAUCUUGCAUGACGGCUGUCUUGAAGCAGAUGGAUGACGUGCAUUAUGCCCACUAUAUUGGCACCUUUAAGACAAGACAGGAUAUCAUUGACUUCCUCAUGGAGACAUUCAUCAUGUUCAAGGACCUCAUGGGAAAGGUAUUCCCUGCUGACUGGAUGAUUAUGAACCUGGUGCAGAUGCAAGUUUUCCUAAGGGCCAUAAACCAGUAUUCCGACGUCCUCAACACAUAUUUCUUAGACCAAGCACAUUUUGAACUACAGCUGUGGAAUAGCUACUUUCAUUUGACCGUAGCAUUCCUCACCCAUAAGACACUGCAACUUGAGUCCUUCUCUCAAGAGAAGCGCAACAAGAUAUUAAACAAAUAUGGUGACAUGAGGAAGACAGUUGGCUUUAAGAUCAGAGAUAUGUGGUACAAUCUUGGUCCCCAUAAAAUGAAGUUCAUCCCAUCCAUGGUCGGACCUAUUUUGGAGGUCACUCUGGUGCCUGAGCCAGAGCUGAGGAAGGCUACAAUUCCCAUCUUUUUCGAUAUGAUGCAGUGUGAGCACAAUUUCAGCCCCGGGCGCACAUUUGAAAUGUUCGAAAAUGAGCUGAUAACAAGACUGGAUCAAGAAGUUGAAGGAGGUCGAGGGGAUGAGCAGUACAAAGUCCUGCUGGAGAAAACGUUACUGGAGCACUGCAGACGCCAUAGAUAUCUGGCACAGUCAGGUGAGGAGCUGGCGCUUCUGCUGAGCAGCCUGCUAGAGAAUCUCCUGGCAUACCGCACCAUCACACACGAUGAAAGUCCCGAGCAUCGCAUGAGCUGCACUGUCAAUGUGCUGAAUUUCUACAAGGAAAAAAAGAGGGAAGACAUUUAUAUUCGGUACUUGUACAAGCUACGGGAUUUACAUCUGGACUGUGAAAAUUACACAGAGGCCUCCUACACUCUGCUGCUACAUGCUGAAUUACUUGAGUGGUCUGACAAAACCUGUGCACCUCAUCUGAUUCCUCGAGAUGGGAAGCAUGUGUGGACGCAACAGGAGUUGAAAGAAAGACUUUUCCAGGAGAUCAUAUGUUAUUUGGACAAAGGCAAGAUGUGGGAGAAGGCUAUUGAACUUGGCAAGGAGCUGGCAAAGAUGCACGAGAGCCACAUGUUUGACUUCAUGGAGCUCAGCCAGCUGCUGAAAAAACAAGCAGAAUUCUAUGAAAAGAUCAUGCAUGCUAUGCGACCACAGCCAGAAUACUUUGCUGUUGGAUAUUACGGCCUUGGAUUUCCUUCUUUCCUCAGGAACAAAAUGUUCAUCUACAGAGGCAAAGAGUAUGAGUGGCUGGAAGACUUCAGUUUGAAAUUGCUUUCUCAGUUCCCAAACGCCGUUCGCAUGACCAGCACAGCGCCUCCCGGAGACAACAUCAGCACCUCUCCUGGACAGUACAUCCAGUGUUUUACUGUCAAGCCUGUGCUCAUUGUACCACAGCAGUUCAAAGACAAAGGUGUUCCAGAGCAGAUACUCAAUUACUACCGAACAAAUGAAGUGGAAAAAUUCCAGUACUCUAGGCCCUUUAGAAAAGGUGAAAAGGAUCCAGACAACGAGUUUGCAACUAUGUGGAUUGAGAGAACCACUUAUAUUACUGCCUAUCUCUUCCCUGGGAUUCUGAAAUGGUUUGAAGUCAAAUCUGUCUCUGCGGAGGAGAUCAGUCCUUUGGAGAAUGCCAUAGAGACCAUGGAGAUGGCCAACGAAAAGCUGAGUAACUUGGUGCAGCAGCAAGCCUGUGAUCGCUCACUGUCCAUCAACCCACUGUCCAUGAUGCUCAGCGGCAUCGUUGAUCCUGCCGUCAUGGGUGGCUUCUCCAACUAUGAGAAGGCCUUUUUUAAUGACACCUACAUACACGAACACCCAGAGGACCAUGAGCGUAUUGAGGUCCUUAAACACCUCAUUGCCCUGCAGAUCCCCGUCUUGGCAGAUGGCAUUCGCAUCCAUGGGGAGAAGAUGACAGAGCAGUUGAAACCCUUACACAAUCGCCUGGUUACUUGCUUCCAAGACCUUCGGGAGAAAGUGGAGAAGCAUUAUGGCGUCAUAACCUUGCCCUGCUCUCUCGCAGAGAGAAAGAAGAGUCGCGUGGGCUCAGUGGUGAUGCCCUACAUCCUGUCCUCCACGCUGCGUCGCAUGUCCACUGUGUCAACCCUCUCCAAUGCCUCCUCAGCCCUCUCCAGCGGCUCUGCAUCCUCCGAUGGACCCUCGGCCAUUUCCUCCCAAGAUUCGUUGUUAUCCCGCCCCAGCGAUCGCCGGACCUCAAUGUUGUCCCGCUCAGAGGAGGACAACAGGAUCGCGAGAAAGAACAGGAAAGAGUGGAGUGUGAGCAAGUCUCAGGUCCUGCUGGAGAGACAGUCGGAUGCAGAUGAGAGUCCUGCGGAGAAGCAGCAGAGGCCCAAGAGUUUACAGCUGGGCGACAAACGACUGCCGCUCUCCUUGUUCCAGGGUGUUUCGUCCCAGCUCAGCCUGUCCAACCCUCUCAGUCCUUUACCUGCCUCUCCUCACAUGCCUCACACACCACGCAGCUCAAGUUUUUCAUCGCUGCUCAGUGACAAUGAUGCCAACACCAUUGACACCCCAGGGACCCCGCCACCAAUGCCUCCAAAGAAACACCCGCAUGAGAUUGACAUCGCUGCUUUCUCUUCAGAGUUCAUUCCUCCGCUGCCAAUGAAAAUUGAUAGCAAACCUCCACCGCCGCCUCCCAAAACCCGGAAGUCCAUGUUUUCCUCAUAUGAGCACAGCCCCCAAUAGGGCCACACAAACCCUAAAGCUUCUUCUUUUAUGUCACGCUGUGAUAAAAUACAAUUUCAUUUAUGAGACGGUGGGACGCCACAGUUAACAACAGAUGCAGGAUCAUCUAAGUCAUGUAUUUACAACACAUUUGGGUGUUUGAGAUGUUGCUUAUGCAAAAUCGUUAUUCAUGCCAAGAUGCCAGUUUUUGAGGCCAUUCCCCACAACCCUCAACGAAAGAUGUGGAAGAUUCUUUUAGGUAACACUACAUUUUAUUAAAUUGUUGGAUUUUAUGUUUUUAUUUCCUCAAUCACAGAAAAACUGCUGCUUGAACUAAUUCCAUAUUUUAACAGGUAAAGUUGCAUUAAUGUUAAUCAUGAGCAGGGAAUACAAUGUAACUGUUGUAGUUAGUGCGUCCAAUCGCGGUAUGGGUGUUGGAGCUAAAGCCUUUAUAUUAGAGACACUGGAUGGCAUUAUUGAAUGUGAUGCACAUGUGUUGUUUGUUUAUGCUGUGGAUACUGUAACUGUUUGCCUUCGCAGCAGCAUCACAUUGGUGCUUUUUACUCAAAGGAAUAGUUUGAAAUUUCUGAAUAAAAAAGGGUCUUUCAGGAAAACAUCAAUACAUUGUAUGGUAUGUUUUGUGGAGCAAGAACUCAAUUUAUCUUGGUCCACUAAGCGUAGCUCAGCAUUUGACUGAAAGCAGGGACAAUUCCCGAUGCCAUGUGAAUAUUCAAUACGGUUUCUCAUUUCAUUCAACAAUGUUGAUGGUGGAAGGAUCAAACAUAUCCAGAUACCGUUGUGCCAGUCCUGCAGUUUUAGCAUAUUAUACUAAUAUGCAUGUGUUCAUCUCUUUACGCAUCAAUUUUGCAAAGCCAGCUGUCCCGACGCUGCACAUAUGCCAUACGUUAAAUAUCAAACUAUUCCUUUGAAAAAUUUUAAACACUGUAUGGUACAAUCAUGGAUGCCUUUUGAAGUUAAAAUUUGUGUUCAUGUCUCCAUGAAUUUACUGUUUAUUCCAGAAAUUAAGUUAUUGUUGUCCAUUGAAUUUCAAUAUCUCUAUUGUAUUGCACAUCCCGUGUGUACAGAAAUGCUUUUUUUUUUUUUGCAUAUUAUUCAGUAACAUUAAUUUCAACAUGCUGUACAUGUCGUUACUAAAUGUGUGCUUAUAGAUUGCCCAAAAUAAGGCAUGGAAACCACGAAGGUUGUCAGUAUUUAAAUUGAAAUGUUAGGUUUUUCAGGAGUUUCAAUUCAAAGGCAUUUACAAUUUUCUACUGCACACACAAAUGAAUAACAAUUGAACAAAUAUUUCAUGUCAUGUUUUUAUAAACGUUUGUUGAAUGCAUAAAAUUAAGAACUUUCUGCAAACCUUUCCAGAGUUUUUUUUUUUUUUUAAUUUCUGUUCAAGGUUACAGCAUUUAAAAUGCUUCUGCACUGAGGCUGAUGUCUUUCAAAUACAAUUAGCGUAGGUGAUGGAAAAUGCUGCCAGUUAAGCUAACACUAAUCUACUAGCAGCUCCUGGGGAGGAUGUCUGCAGGGGGGAGUUUAUGGGUUGUUUGUUGGGUUUGAUGAGUUUUUUUUUUUUUUUCACAAAAAUCUGGAUUGCUAAUGGCCUAUUCCUUCAUGUUAGAGUGCCACAGGAUAUCACUCUUUGCUCCAUUUCCCAUGAGAAACAGCUAUCUGGGGCGAUUUCACCCAUGCAGGGGAGAGAUGUUGCUUCGGUUUGCUGUAACCCGAUGUGCCUGAAGCGUUGCCAUGUAGUCUACCGCCUCUUUACUAUACCAUUGCCUUCGUAGUUUUAGGCUGUUCGCAAUCUUAGGAUAUCAGUCUGAGCUCAAGGGCGGAAAGGAUCAUUUGGUUGAGUGGCUGGAUUGAAGGUCACCAUUUGUGGAAAUGUGACUGUGAAAGAGGCAGUGUUUUUUCUUAGAAUGACUUGGGUGGAAAAUGUGCAACUUUUUGUAUUUUUUUACUAUUUCAAUCAUGAACAAAUCAUUACAUUACAUUUUGAAUGUAUUAAAUGUAUACACGUACAAUUGUUUUUAACGCAGCCAAACAUGGUAGUGAAAUCUAAAUAACUACAAUUGUAUGAAUCAUAAUGUUAAUAUACACCAACCAGCCAUAAUAUGACAACAAAUUUCAGAAAAAUUAUGCCUAUCACUGAAUACAAGCGCUGUAUCAAAUAGCAAGAUAUUGACAAAUUGAUUCUUCAAACAAUGUUUAUUUUGGUUGGUGAGAAACGUUUGAGUGAUGUGUGUUGUUUUGAUUUAUGUUUAAGUCACCAGUUCAUUGCACCAACAGCAAAUUUGCACUAAGACCCAGAAAAUGCCCAGAAAACGUUUUUGUUUGUUUGUUAUUCUAUUGAGCCUCAGUGAUGCUCAGCUUCACUCCAAUGGAACAAAGAGUAAAUGAUGAAGGCUGCGGCCCUGGAAUGAUAGAAUUGCUCUCAUCAAAAGAAAAUAUGGCAUUCCUUAUUUUGUCCAUUGGCUUACUGCAGACAUGUUGUGCGUGUGAGAUUGUCAUUUUUGAAGCCCACUGGCUUAUGCCACGGUGGUAGAGCAUGUGAGUAUGGCAAAUAUUUUAUUUCCUAUUGUUGAGGCUAGAUUCACUUUGCCUCAGCAUACUUUUCAACACCAACACAAACUAACCCAUAAUGGAACAUUUACAUCUGCUUUCACUUUUAACAAUAUGCACGUGUACAUAUGUUUAUGCUGAGGUUGCUUUCUGCUGACCCGAGGAAGGACUUUUGAACCUUCUUUGAUUUAAAGAACUCAAAUAAAAAACAACUAUUCAG
Messenger RNA from Syngnathus acus (greater pipefish), 8532 nucleotides. RefSeq names its product dedicator of cytokinesis 5 (gene dock5). Bases 150 to 5765 code for a protein of 1871 amino acids. Gene Ontology annotation, biological process: small GTPase-mediated signal transduction; cell migration. The transcript is spliced from 51 exons. Gene Ontology annotation, molecular function: small GTPase binding; guanyl-nucleotide exchange factor activity. The record is from RefSeq and is a predicted model, not a curated record. Lineage: Eukaryota; Metazoa; Chordata; Actinopteri; Syngnathiformes; Syngnathidae. Gene Ontology annotation, cellular component: plasma membrane; cytoplasm.